This is a messenger RNA of Carassius gibelio (silver crucian carp), 6289 nucleotides long. RefSeq names its product FERM domain-containing protein 5. Bases 263 to 1981 code for a protein of 572 amino acids. Lineage: Eukaryota; Metazoa; Chordata; Actinopteri; Cypriniformes; Cyprinidae. Gene Ontology annotation, molecular function: cytoskeletal protein binding. The record is from RefSeq and is a predicted model, not a curated record. The transcript is spliced from 14 exons. Gene Ontology annotation, cellular component: cytoskeleton.
AUGGUCAACAGACGGGCUGCUACUGUCUGCUCGUAACCACAGACUUAAUCUGGACCUGGAUGCGUGCUGGAGGAACCUGUUCGCAAUAACAGAGGAUAAAACACUCACGCGUACAUCUCCAGCGGUCAGGUCAACGGAUAGAGAUGCUGUCGUCUUCGCUUAGCACGUUUCACCUGGGCGACCGAAGAGUUUGGUCGAUGUGACAUUCCUUGAGCUUUUUGUUCUGGUCCCGGACGCAGAGCAGCGCUCGCGCUUUGAGAAGAUGAUGCUGAGUCGGCUGAUGAGUGGCAGCGUCAGAAACCUGGAGCGAGAAUACAUGUGUACGGUCAGGCUGCUGGAUGAUACCGAGUAUACCUGCUCCAUUCAGAGGGAUGCCAAAGGCCAGUAUUUGUUCGACCUCAUUUGCCACCAUCUAAACCUACUGGAGAAAGACUAUUUUGGCAUUAGAUAUGUCGAUCCAGAUAAGCAACGGCACUGGCUGGAGUUUACCAAGUCAAUUUCUAAGCAGAUGAAAUCACAACCUCCAUUCAUCAUGUGCUUGCGGGUAAAGUUCUACCCACCAGAUCCUGCUGCUCUAAAGGAGGAGAUCACCAGAUAUCUCGUCUUCCUACAGAUCAAAAGAGAUCUGUACCACGGUCGUCUCCUCUGUAAAACAUCGGAUGCGGCCAUGUUGGCAGCUUACAUCUUGCAAGCUGAGAUUGGAGACUAUGACCCAGGAAAGCAUCCAGAGGGCUACAGCUCCAAGUUUCAGUUCUUCCCCAAGCACUCAGAGAAGCUGGAAAGAAGGAUUGCAGAGAUUCACAAGGCGGAGUUAAUAGGUCAAACUCCAGAAACAGCUGAGCUGAAGUUCCUGCAGAAAGCACAAAUGCUUGAAACAUAUGGUGUGGAUCCUCAUCCGUGCAAGGAUGUAUCUGGUAACCCGGCUUUCCUCGCCUUCACUCCGUUCGGUUUUGUCGUGCUUCAGGGGAACAAGAGAGUCCAUUUCCUCAAGUGGAACGAGGUGACCAAACUGAAGUUUGAAGGAAAGACAUUCCAUAUAUAUGCAAAUCAGAAUGAGGACAAAAAGAUCAUCUUGACAUACUUCGCACCAACUCCAGAGGCCUGCAAGCACCUUUGGAAAUGCGGUGUUGAAAAUCAAGCCUUCUACAAGUUGGAGAAGUCUAGCCAGGUUCGUACGGUGUCCAGCAGUAACCUGUUCUUCAAGGGGAGUCGUUUUCGCUACAGUGGAAGAGUAGCCAAAGAGGUAAUGGAACAGAGUGCAAAAAUUAAACGGGAACCUCCAGAAAUACACAGGGCUGGCUUGGUGCCCAGCAGAAGCUGUCCAUCCAUCACGCAUGGGCCGCGGCUGAGCAGUGUCCCACGGACCCGCCGGAGAGCCGUACACAUAUCCAUCAUGGAAGGUCUGGAAUCCUUGCGGGACAGUGCCCACUCCACUCCAGUGCGCUCCAUGUCCCAUGGCGACUCCUUCAUCCCACGUUCACGGAGCCAGGCAAUGGACUCGGGCGAUGGGACAGCACUCAUCUCUGAUGAGACCUACAGUCCCUCUGACAGUGUGCUGCCCACACCGGUGGCCGAGCACAGCCUGGAGCUGGCAGUCUCACGACAGAUCAACGGUGCCACCCGCAGCAUCGAGGAGGAGAAAGAGUCAGAGGCGGGAACGCCCGCCGUGGGCGACAUGACCGAGUUAGGGAUGGACAGCAUUGUCAAAAGCAUAGGCAGGGAGGCCGCGCUCAGUGAGACGGAACAGGUGAAUAAGUUUGUUUUAAGUGUACUCCGUCUGCUCCUUGUGACCAUUGGACUCCUUUUUGUCUUGCUCCUCCUCCUCAUCAUCCUCACUGAGUCCGACCUUGACAUUGCAUUUUUACGUGAUAUCCGCCAGACCCCUGAGUUUGAGCAGUUCCAUUAUGAAUACUUUUGUCCCCUCAGACGGUGGUUUGCCUGCAAGCUCCGCUGGGUGGGUGGGCUGCUCAUUAACAAGUGAAAAUGAGGCACUAAAGCUCAUAAAGCCUCCCUUUUUGGGGUUGAGAAGACGCUAAACACGUGGCGAGAGAGAGAGAGAGACGGAGGGCAUCGACCUGUCCCAUGAACCCAGCUUCUUUCAUGACACUCCUGCAGACACAAGGGGGACCACCAGGCCCACAGCUCCUCCUCUUCCACUUUUAGUUCUUUCGCCCCCAUCCAUUGUUACACCUUUAUUUCUGUCUUUUUUUUUUUUUUUUUUUUUUUUUUACAAAGACAAUUUAUUUAUUAAUUUAUUGGUUUCAUUAUUUUGGAUUUAAGGUCAUUUCAGGUAUUUUAUUUUUAUACUACAAAAAAAUAAAAAAUAAUAAAAAAAAGGAAUAUGAAAUAUUUUGCUGCAACAAGAGAAUGUUGCCUUCAUUUAUAUUUAUUUUAAAAUAAUGAUUAUUAAAGUCUUAUUAAAGAAUGUUGUGCAUUAGGUCAAGUUGGUAUGUUAUAGUGGGUUUGAAAAGAACAAGAAAGUUGAAAACCAAUGCUUUUCUGAGUUUAUGCAUAAUUCAUAUCCAUUCGUCAUUUAACUCUGAGUAAAUUCUGAAGGCUGCUAUAAUUUACCACAUCAACGAUCAGAUCAGCAGAGGGUUAUAUGUAAGGCAAGAAUGUGCAAGUUAUUUUGGAAACGAAAGCUGAGGAAAGACUGGAAGUGAUGUCAUUUGAAUAAAAACUGAUGGGUACAUUUGAUUUCUGUAUUUGGUGGCUUGAGCUUUAGGGUGUCAAAUACGUUUUAGAAAUAUAAUUGUGUUUAGGCGGUAGCAAGAAUUAACUGGUAUAAAUUGUGUUAUGUCAUGUGACCCAGUAGUGUCAGUAUCUGUUAAAGUUAUUAAGAAUGAUUUAAAAGAAACUAGCACCCAUAGAUCCAGUCUAGUUGCAGUAGAUGUGCAAAAUUGAAAGGGUUUGGUUUUUAAGAACUAAGUACAUCAGUUUUUUUUAUUCAGGAGUAUGUUUAUUUGCUUUAUCAUUAUGAUUAUUUUUUAAUUUUCCAUUCUGAAUCUUUCUCUAUAGAAAUAAACCCCACUAUAUUUUUUUUUAUUCCAUAUCAAUUUUGCUCUUAAGUUGGUAAUAUAUUUGGUUUUGGGGAUAUCAUGCUAUUAUUAUUCUUAAUUACAUCAACAAUGCUGUACUUUUUGUAAAAAAAAAAAAAAAAGUAGUUAGUUUCCUAAUAUAUCGACAGUUUUUCCAUGUAUAUUUUAACAAAAACUGAAAAGUUAUUUUGUUAAUGAAAAUGAAAUGGUAACUUUUUUAGCUCUGUGUUCCAGAUGAGGCCUAGAAUUUACUGCGUUUCUGUCGAGGGCGGCACGGAAAUGAUUUUAAUCGGUAAUGAGAAAACCAUCCCUAUGCUUUGAAGAAGACAAAGUUUGGUAACAGAACAGCAUUUGAACAGUAGCCUACUGAUGACUUUGCACACAGUUUAGCAAAAAGACUGUGUGUGUGUGUGUGUAUGCUUAUAUUUUAACUGAUGUUUUCGGCAAUAUGUACUAAAAGGCCAGGUUUAGUCUUUAGUACACUGUGUCCUGAUUGGUCUAUAGCAGUGGUUCCCAAACUUUUUGCAGCAUGCACCCUUUUCUAGUGUUUGACACCUGUCAAGCACCCCCCAACACCUUACUCUGGUUAAACUUCACAUUUUUAAUUGCAAUAACUAAAUACAAAUAUUCACUGUAGAUUAGAAAACAAAACAAAAAAUCUGUUAUAAGUACAAAAGAUUACUUUCCUUUUUUAGUGAGAUUGAUGGCCCUGCAUUUUCUUUCUUUUUCCUGCCAUUACAAACAUUCUCUCACGCACCCCCAGUUUGGGAAUCACUGGUCUUUAUUAUUCAUUUGAAGACUGACAAUUCUUUCAGGGGCAUGCCAGUUGGACAGGGGUUUUAAUUUUACCAUAAAUUAUCUAUUUUAUGCCUGUCCCUUUGAAACUGCUAUUGAUAUAAUUGUUAUUGUAUACGAGAAAGUGAAAAAGAGGGGAAGCAAAUGCAACAUGCAGAAGCAGCUGACUUAUUUUUGUGUGCAGUGAAACAGAGACCAGAAUAUAGAGACAAGUAACAGCCAGUAAUAAUUACCAUAGUAAGGGAGAUGUUUUUGAUCUUACAUUGGUAUUCAUGCUACAAUAAAUUACAUUAAUUGCAGCUUUUAAAUAUAGCAUUAGUUUGUGGCAGCUCACGGGCUUAGCUUUACUAGUAGUUAUUUUAAAUGAACAUGCUUCAAUCCUCUGAUCACAAUCUGCUAUUGUGUAUGAGGCCAGAAUCACUAUGGUGCUAGUGAACCAAUUGUCACGACAGCUGAGAUGUGUUUUAGGAAGCGGUUGACUGUAACAGUAAUGUGUUUGUCAAGAAUUGUGGAGUUGGGUCAAAUGCUUUUAUAAUCAUUUCGUAGAACCGCUGUCUUCCAACGACUACAGGAGCUAAAAACCGGCAUUAGCUAUGACAGACAAACAUGUGAUGCAUGGAUAACCGUAGCAGAAACGGUUAAGAACCACUAAUACAUGGAAAAGAGAGAGUGCCAUUGGCAUUACGCAUGUUUUGUACCUUGACAAGUGUUAAUGCAUGCAUCUCUGAUGAGCCAAAUUACAACAGCGUUGUGGUGGCAUAAGUCCAUUCAUAUUUUUGUAGAACCGGAUCAAGAAAUUGUUGUACAAAAAAGUGUUGUUCUGAAGUGUAGGCUACUUGCUUGCUAUUGAUGAUGAGUUAGGAUUCAGAGGAUCAAUAAAUGGAUUUUGAGAAGAGAAUGAAAAAAGUGCUUGUAAGACGAGUAAAGGUUUUGAAAAAUAACAGAAUUGAAGUGGAUCAAAAUUUACUCGGCAUUAUGUAGCCUCAGUGAUCAGUCCUGCAUGGCAGCGCCAUUCAAUAAGCAAUAACCUGAAUAUAGAAUCAUGCGGAUGAAUCAUAUUUUAUGGUUUUUGUGCCAGUGUAGCAAGUCAGACUACCUGAUGUUUUCUAAGGAGUUUGGAACGAAUCCAUUUCCUUUUAAGUUGGAUGCAAGACUGCAUUUUAACUAAAAGGAUAAUUUUUAUAUGAUGAUUUUGCCAAAAUUUGCUACAUUUUAUACUCGUAAGCACUCGUCAUUUGUUUGGAUUCUUAACUGUCAGUGUCCUGCUGUUCUGAAGUUUUAUGCUUCUCUUCAUCCUUGAAAUCCUACUGCACACAUUUCAACUAGUAGAUCAAGGGCAAUCGCUACUACUGUCCUUGUGAGCUUCUACUUCAUUCUUUUGUCUCUAGACAGUUUACUUGCACUGUACGGAAUGGCCAGGUCUGACUGUGAUGAAUGCAAGGGUCCUGUAAAGGACAGUUGUCAGCUAAAUUGGCUUAUUUCUGUGAUCAACUACCUGGGUUAUUUCACAAGGUCUCUCGGUGAACUUUGUACAGAAAUAUUUUUAUGCUUCUUAGUAUGCAAGUGCAAGUAUAAAUGGAAGUUGAACAUUUGCCAUGACACUUAUAAAAAGUAGACUUUCAGGAGUAUUACUGUACGCUGCAGAUAAACUGGCUUCAUAUAUACCUUUACAGCAUGAACAAAAUGUUACAGCUUCAAGCAAACCUAUUAAAGGUGGAGAUUUUAAUGUUCAAGAUCUGGUGUCGUUGGCUACAACGGUUAGAUGCUGGUUUAGUUACAGAAAUCAUAUUAAGUGGCUGCUGAUCUUUAAGAUCUUAAGAGAUUUGGACCACAUUCAAAGUAAGAUCAAUAUGUUCUCCAUGUUCAUAAAAGGAAUCUUAAUGGUAAUUAAAUAAACCACUUGCAUUAGACAGCAGCUGGGAUGUUUCAGAUUGACUCUGGUUCUGAUAAAUAUUCUACCAAGGACUUUAAAUUUAAUCAUCAUUAGAAUGAACUGCUCCUUACAUGCUUGCAUACAAAUUAUUGGGUAAAAUCUGACUUCACCUGAACCGUAGCUUUAAGAUUCACUAUGGCACUUAGAUCCUGUAAAGAUCGGUGGUGGCAACAUGCUUCAUUUACUGUACUGUGCUUUUGUCACUUUGCCAGCCUCAAUGGAUAUGCAUACACGUGCACAUUUGUUGAUGCAUAGAUGUCUCUCUGUGGGCGUGUUUUUCUCUUAUCUGUAUCUUUUCUAUUUGGGACUGAAGGUUGCAGUUUAGUUCCUUAUUAUAUGAAUAUUGAACUAUAUACAAAAGUGAUGUGCCAAAUGCAGUUCCUGUUAAGUCAGAUUCAUUCCAAAAUCAUCUUUGUACUGUAGGAAACCUUCCAUGAAAAUGGUAUAAAGAAAUUGUUCACUGAUAGUCUCUUGUAACCGGUGCCAUGGAAAUAUUCAAACUUGAAAUAAACAUUCAAAAGAG